GCAUGGCAGAGCUGAGGGCAGGGCAGGGGACGAGAGAGGGAGAGGGAUGGAGAAGCUGAAGAGAGCGUCAACAAGCUUCUCGCUCCUGCAGGAGCAGACUGAGAACACACAGUUCUCGUCUUCCGACUACCAGAACGAUGGUUGGGAACCCUUUCUGCCACAACAGAACAGCGCAGGAGCACUGCACCAGAGCAUAUUGUCGAGCUUCAUUCAACGCAAGGAGAAGUUAGACUCGAUCCGCGGACAAGAGUUUCUGCAUGCUAAUCUCAGCGACUUCCGACGAGUCUUGGCAAAGCGAACACAACGGGUGUUGGCGACAGAAGGAAUCUCAGCUGACAAAUCAAAUUUGGGUGAAAACAUUGAAGGAUAUGUAAUCUUUGAUGAGAAAGAAAACAACUACAAGUAUCUGAAAGAAGAGCCUGAUGAAGAUCAGAUUAAGAGUUUCCUCAAGUCGGAAGGCAAGCGGUUGUUCGGGCACGAGAGGGCCCACGGGGAGACAUGGAGAUGGAAAGACAAGGCAAGGCGAGGAGGAGAUGAUGACUCGGAGGAGAGCGAGAGGCUCGAGGAAGAGGACUAUCAACUGGCCCUCCAUGUGCUGGCUCGCCUGCAUCAAAGCCCUCAGAUUGUCGUCUGCAUCAUCAGCCUCACAGGGUCGGGGUCUGAGUUCUUCGUCACCAAGAACAAGACUCGCUGCGCCGAAGCACAUGCGAUCUUGAAGAAAGCCCUCGCUCACAUCCUCAAGCUGGAAGGAGCUGAGAUCGCUGUCAACCCCGCACGACGCU
Messenger RNA from Guillardia theta CCMP2712, 782 nucleotides. RefSeq lists its product as hypothetical. NCBI's taxonomy places the organism in Eukaryota, Cryptophyceae, Pyrenomonadales, Geminigeraceae. The annotation marks the transcript as partial. The record is from RefSeq and is a predicted model, not a curated record. The transcript is spliced from 5 exons.